Dioszegia hungarica is the source of this 1479-nucleotide messenger RNA. Its product is annotated as putative monocarboxylic acid transporter. Gene Ontology annotation, molecular function: transmembrane transporter activity. The transcript is spliced from 8 exons. NCBI's taxonomy places the organism in Eukaryota, Fungi, Basidiomycota, Tremellomycetes, Tremellales, Bulleribasidiaceae. The record is from RefSeq and is a predicted model, not a curated record. Gene Ontology annotation, cellular component: fungal-type vacuole membrane. The coding region runs from base 1 to 1479 and encodes 492 amino acids. Gene Ontology annotation, biological process: transmembrane transport.
AUGAGCGCCCCUCCACCAGAAGCAACGCGCUUUAGCGCAGACAUCGAGCUCCGCCCGGUCCGACCGUCUUCGCCAGUCCCCGGUCCCUCCUUACCGUCGACUUCCAAGUCAUCGACUCUGACUCUUCCCAUCGCUACAGACCCGUCUGAUGUCGGCGGUUCCGGGCUGACCGAUCCGCUUAACUCACAAUUCCUCCAUCCUGUCGAUAGAGGAUCCCACGCCUGGCUAUUCCUCCUCGGUGCAACGACAAUAGAGGUUCUGAUAUGGGGAUUACCGUACUCUAUUGGAGUGCUCCAUCUGUUCUGGACCAACACCCUCUUCCCUGGGUAUGGAGCUGCAACUAUUACGCUUGCGGCGACGAUGCAGGCGGGGUUAUUGUACAUGAUGACUGCUGUUUUUGGACCAUUAAUCACCGCCUAUCCUAGAUAUACUAAGAAGAUUCAGAUAGCUGGAGUCGUACUAUCCACGAUUGGGACUGUAGCCUCUGGUCUCGUCACCGAACCAUGGCACCUUGUCAUCACCUUCGGUGUCCUCUACCCCUUCGCGGCCGCCACCUACGUCCCAUGCGCAACGAUCCUCUUCGAAUGGUUUUCCGCAAGACGCGGACUGGCGGCCGGCAUCAUGUACGCCGGAACGGGUGUCGGCGGGACGAUCUUCCCCUUCCUCAUCUCGGGUCUCAUCGGACGAUUCGGCUACAAGGCAGCCAUGAUAUCCCUCGGUAUCGGCUAUGGCGUCCUCUCUAGCAUCGCCCUUAUUCCUAUCAAGCGGCGUAUACCGAUUCCGCGCAGGAGGGGCGGGGACGAGGCUAUUCGGAGGCCGAGGGCGAGCCUGGAGUUCCUCAAGACUAGGCUGGUAUGGAUCGGGUGUGGGAUCAUCGUGGUCAGCAGCGUCGGGAACUUCAUUCCUAGCCUCUGGCUCCCAGCGUUUGCCGACGAUCUGCACGUUUAUCCCAGCGGUACCGGUCUCAUUUCUAUCAUGAAUGCUGCAUCAGUCCCCGGGAAUGCCAUUAUCGGCUCCCUCUCCGACCGCUGGCCCAUCCGGACCGUCAUCCUCCUCAAUUGCAUCGGUACCGCCUUAGCUUGCUUCUUCCUCUGGGGCUUCGGAACGAACGCCGGCCUCCUCGUACCCUUCGUACUGGUCUUCGGGGUAUUGGGACUAGGCUUUGUGAGCGUAUGGACCAGGAUGAUAUCGAUGAUCGCAAAGGAUGAUCCAACUGUCCCAGCCAUGGUCUUCUCCCUCUUUGCAUUCGCCAAGGGUGUCGGAAGUAUGGCGUCCGGACCCAUUGCAGAUCAGCUACUCAAAGUGGACGUCCUCAAGGGCGGGACCGGCGGGUAUGGAGUCAAUAAUUAUGGGAUACUGCUGAUCUUCACUGGUACAGCCAUCUUGCUUGCCGGCGGCAUGGGACUGGCGUUCCGAGAAUCGAGGAAACAGAGCGAAGCGGGUGGCCGCUUGGGCGCCUCAGUCGAGGGAGCACGGUGA